Molecule: messenger RNA, 732 nt
Organism: Neoarthrinium moseri
Lineage: Eukaryota; Fungi; Ascomycota; Sordariomycetes; Amphisphaeriales; Apiosporaceae
Exons: 1
Coding region: 1-732 (243 amino acids)
Molecular function (GO): protein N-terminal-serine acetyltransferase activity; protein-N-terminal-alanine acetyltransferase activity
Source: RefSeq, a predicted model, not a curated record
AUGUUCGACGGCGUGCCCCUAGGCGAGUAUGUCGAUGCCAGCCCGGCCAGGCAGCCCGAGCCAGUAACGCUCGAGGGAUCCUACGUGACCCUCGUGCCCUUGGUCCCGUCACACGCGCCCGCUCUCUACGAGCAGCUCUGCGUGAACUCCCCCGAGGCGACGUGGGCAUACAUGUCGGCGGGGCCGUUCACGGACCUGGGGUCCUUCACCACGCACAUCUCCAACUUCAGCACGUCGCGGGACCCGCUCUUCUUCACGGUACUGCCCCGGCAGGACAUCGUGUCGGCCAAGGGCGGCGGCGCGGUGCUGGUCCGGGCGGGCACGCCGGCCGGGUACGUGAGCCUGAUGCGCAUCGACGCGCGCAGCCGGGCGGUCGAGGUCGGGCACAUCACGCUGGGGGCGGCGCUGCAGCGCACGCGGCCGGCGACCGAGGCGCUGUUCCUGGUGCUGCGCCACUGCCUCGCGGGCCUGGGCUUCCGCCGGGUCGAGUGGAAGUGCGACGCGCUCAACGCGCGGAGCCGGCGGGCGGCCGCGCGCUACGGCUUCGUGCCCGAGGGCGUCUUCCGCCGCCACAUGAUCGUCCGCGGCCGAAACCGCGACACGGCCUGGUUCUCCAUGGUUGACGGUGAGGAGUGGGAGGCCCGCCGGGAGGCGUUCGAGAAGUGGUUGGACCCCGGUAACUUCGAUGAGCGGGGACAGCAGAAGAAGAAGUUGGAGGACUUCAGGGGGUAG